Molecule: messenger RNA, 1878 nt
Organism: Chrysochloris asiatica (Cape golden mole)
Lineage: Eukaryota; Metazoa; Chordata; Mammalia; Afrosoricida; Chrysochloridae
Gene: GATAD2A
Product: GATA zinc finger domain containing 2A
Exons: 11
Coding region: 1-1878 (625 amino acids)
Biological process (GO): negative regulation of transcription by RNA polymerase II
Cellular component (GO): NuRD complex
Molecular function (GO): sequence-specific DNA binding
Source: RefSeq, a predicted model, not a curated record
AUGACGGAGGAGGCAUGCCGUACCCGAGGCCAAAAGCGGGCGCCUGAGCGGGACCCAGCUGAGGAUGAAGCUGAUAGCAAGAGAGUGAAGAUGGACAGAGGACUGGUGAACUCAGAUACAACAGAGGCGGACACUGCAGUGCAGACUGAGCUGGGCCUGGGACCAGGCUCAGGGCUACCAAGAGCAAGCGAGACAGGGAGAGCAGGUGAAGGGCAGGUGACCGACGGGCCUAUGGACAUGCGUACCUCACAGAGUGAUGUGAAGGCUGAGAGGAGAGUCCCUUCACCUGAUGUAAUUGUGCUUUCGGAUGGUGAGCAGCCAGCCAGCCCCAGAGUGAAUGGGCUGACGCGGGCGGCGAUAAUGGAGACCAACACUGAGGUCCUCAUGAAAAGUACUCCUGAGGAACGAGAAAGGAUGAUUAAGCAACUAAAAGAAGAGUUAAGAUUAGAAGAAGCAAAACUCAUCUUAUUGAAAAAGUUGCGGCAGAGUCAGAUCCAGAAAGAAACUGCUACCCAGAAGCCUGCUGGAUCAUCCACAAGCUCUGUGACCACUCCUCCCCCGCUUGUGCGGGGUACCCAGAACAUUCCUGCUGGCAAACCAUCGCUACAGGCCUCCUCAGCUCGAAUGCCUGGCAGCAUUAUCCCGCCACCCCUGGUCCGUGGUGGGCAGCAGGCAUCAGUGAAGUCGGGGCCACAGGCCAACGCCCAGGUUGUCAUGCCCCCACUUGUCCGCGGGGCCCAGCAAAUCCACAACAUCCGACAGCAUUCUGGAACAGGGCCACCCCCACUGCUCCUGGCCCCCCGGGCAUCUGUGCCCAGUGUGCAGAUCCAGGGACAGAGAAUCAUCCAGCAGGGCCUGAUCCGAGUCGCCAACGUUCCCAAUGCUGGUUUGCUCGUCAACAUCCCCCAGGCCUCCCCAGCAUCACUGAAAGGGACGACAGCCACCUCUGCCAGCACCACCACCACUGGUACUGCAACCGCAGCCUCUCCUGGUGAUUCCCCAGCUAGUCGUCAAGCAGCCGCCAAGCUUGCUUUGCGCAAACAGCUGGAGAAGACACUGCUGGAGAUCCCUCCUCCCAAGCCCCCUGCCCCUGAGAUGAGUUUCCUGCCUAGUGCUGCCAACAAUGAGUUCAUCUACCUGGUGGGUCUAGAGGAGGUGGUGCAGAACCUGCUGGAGACGCAAGCGGGCAAGGCGUCGGCUGCUGCAUCACUGCUAUCCCGGGAGCCCUACAUGUGUGCACAGUGCAAGACAGACUUCACCUGCCGCUGGCGUGAAGAGAAGGGUGGUGCCAUCAUGUGUGAAACCUGCAUGACCUCCAGCCAGAAGCGGGCACUCAAGGUGGAGCACACGAGCCGGCUGAAGGCUGCCUUCGUGAAGGCACUACAACAGGAGCAGGAGAUGGAGCAGCGGCUGCUGCAGCAGGGCCCACCCACACAGACCAAGGCAGAGCCCACCACCGCACCACAUCCUGCGCUCAAGCAGGUCAUUAAGCCCCGGCGUAAAGCGGCGUUCCGUUCAGGAGAGGCCCGCAACUGGAGUAACGGGGCCGAGCUACAGGUCUCUAGCCAGCUGUCUCGGGGUCCUGCCACAACAGCCCGCAGUGUCCUGCACACCUUCAGCCAGUCUCCCAAACUGCAGAACACAGCUGCAGCCCUAGCCACCAGGACUGGCAAGCAUUCCGAAAGGGCCAUGGGUGCUGGCAAGGGCAGUGCCACUCCUGGCUGGAAGAAGGCAGCUCUGAGCGCAGGAGGGGCCCUUGCCUUUGUCAGUCCGAGCCUGGCAGUGCACAAGGCAUCCUCAGCCGUUGAUCGCCAACGGGAGUACCUUCUUGACAUGAUCCCUCCACGCUCCAUCCCCCAGUCGGCCACAUGGAAAUAG